Molecule: messenger RNA, 1095 nt
Organism: Hylaeus volcanicus
Lineage: Eukaryota; Metazoa; Arthropoda; Insecta; Hymenoptera; Colletidae
Product: box C/D snoRNA protein 1-like
Exons: 5
Coding region: 34-954 (306 amino acids)
Biological process (GO): snoRNA localization; maturation of LSU-rRNA from tricistronic rRNA transcript (SSU-rRNA, 5.8S rRNA, LSU-rRNA); box C/D snoRNP assembly
Cellular component (GO): nucleus; pre-snoRNP complex
Source: RefSeq, a predicted model, not a curated record
GUUUUUCUUAAAAAUCUAUUAUGCAUUAAUCAAAUGUUGACGAAUACAUUUGAAUUGGAACCAGUGCCAAACGAUCAAAUAUCUCAUGUGUCAUGCCAGUUAAAAAAUUGUGUAAUAUGUUUUAGAAAAGGCGCUAAGUAUAAAUGUCCAAAUUGUUUACUCUGGACAUGUUCCUUAUCGUGUUUUACGUUUCAUAAAGAAAAAAAAAAUUGUACAGGAAUAAAAAAAGAAUUCGGUCCAGUCAAGUUAAAUGAAUUUAACGAUCGUAUAUUUAAACAAGACGUGAGAUUUUUAGAAAAUGUUUCUAAAAUAGCUGAAAAAGCGUCUCGCAUUAAUGCUAAGCGGUUCACAACCUUAAUUCAAAAUCGAUCUCAUGGAAUUAAAAAACGAUUUCCUCCUGUAUCAGUUCUACAUAAGAAAUGCCAAGAACGUCAGAUUUCGUUUCAUUUUCUGCCUUUGGAGUUUUCAAAAAGACGUCAAAAUACAACACAAUUGACCCGUAAAGCAAAACGUUUAGCGUGGCGAGUUGCAUGGAGGUUCCCAGAACAUUAUGAUGUGUCAUACGUCGAUUCUAGUAUAUCAGAGGAUAGUGUUUUAAAAACACUGCUACACCGUUUUUACUUACCAGAUGAAUCCACUGAUGCCAUUAAAUCAAAUACUGACAAUUUACCUGAAUCUUCUAUUCCACUUCUUUUAAAAAAAUCAAAAGACCCUUUAAACGUUUUCCCUCAUGAAAUCAUUUAUAAAGAUACUUCACUAGAAAAUUAUAAAAACAAAGAUGAGAGCCCCUCGAGUACAGUACGCUGGUAUCUUUUAAAUAAAGAAAAUAAAUUAAGUGAAGCCUUAAGUCAUAAGCAUGUAUAUGAAUUUCCUGAAUUCCUUGUUGUUUCAUAUGAGUAUUUGAAUAACUCUGAAGUGAUAAGGUUCCCCGGAGGACUCAUAAAGGAUCCUUAACAUUAAACUCUUUUAAUUUGCUUCUUCUUUGAUAAAAUAACUUUAGGUUUUGCUGACAUCAUGCAGUAUAUAAUUUUUCUGAUAAGAAACAUGAAAAAAGAAUCCACGAACUUUUCAAAAAAAAAACUAUUUUAAUGGAUG